GAUCCUCAAGCCUCAAGUCCCCGCGUCACCCCGCCUUCACUCUCUCUCUUUCCCCGGGAUCCAGAACCUCCGCCCUUCUAGGCUCGCUGGCUCGUGGCCAAGGAGCGCGCGCGCCGCCUCCGCCCCGAACGCAAACAGCUGUUGCGGAGACGUCGCCGCCCUCAACUUUGCCAAGUAGUCCGCACGAACUCUGACCAGCGGAGCAACGCGGCCUCGUAGGCUGGGGCCGUUGGCCGAUUAAAAAAAGAGAGGUGAAAUAGUUGGUUUCGGGGUAGCGAGUCGCUGGACUUUGCUUAAGAACUUUUCCGAGGCGGAAGAGCGGCCCCGCCCAGGCCCCGCGACGCCCGCGCGCUCGGGCCUGGCUCGUUCCUUCGCCGGGGAGCGCGUGGGCAGCGGCUGGAGUGGCGCAGAGGCGGUCACAGGAGUGACUGUGCUGGGAGCGAGCCGAGGACGCGGCGGCGGCAGUUGCACUUGUCAGAUGAACUUUAGCAGAAUCUUGAAGUAUGGGGAGAGAGGAUAGUGGGGAAACAGCAAGAACAAAGGCAGAGAGGAACAGAUGCCUGCCAUUGAUGCCUUCCUACCUAUUCAGCAUCUUACUAUGGUGUAUUGCCCUGGGGAGUAAAAUCCUGGAGGACCCUAAACAGAUGGGCAAUUGAUGCAUUUCACAGCCAAGACGUUCUAGAGAAGAAAAAUUUCAGAAAUAUCCUCAGUUUGUGUAGAAUACCGUGAACCAAGAAUAUUUGAAACACCUUCCCUAAGGAAACCUGGGUAUUCAGUAACUUCGCCUACUUAGCUGAGGAUUUUUUACCCAAAUUGGUCACUGGACUGUGCAUCCUGAUACUUGAACCUUUUUGGAGCUUUUCUCAUGUGGAUCUAAGGGGAAUGCUUUAUUAUGGCAGCUGUUGUCCAACAGAACGACUUAGUAUUUGAAUUUGCUAGUAACGUCAUGGAGGAUGAACAACAGUGUAUGGGCAGUGUUGGUGUGUAACAACAAUUUCAAGACCAGAAACAGAUGCUCUCACAAAGUCUUUCUUCUGCUUGGUGAUCCAGCUAUUUUUCCUGCUGUAAUAGUGGAACAUGUUCCUGGUGCUGAUAUUCUUAAUAGUUAUGCUGGUCUGGCCUGUGUGGAAGAGCCCAAUGACAUGAUCACUGAGAGCUCUCUGGAUGUUGCUGAGGAAGAAAUCAUAGAUGAUGACGACGAUGACAUCACCCUUACAGUAGAAGCCUCCUGUCAUAAUGGGGAUGAAACAAUUGAAACUAUUGAGGCUGCUGAGGCACUCCUCAAUAUGGAUUCUCCUGACCCUAUGCUGGAUGAAAAACGAAUAAAUAAUAAUAUAUUUAGUUCACCUGAAGAUGACAUUGCUAUUGCCCCAGUCACGCAUGUAUCCGUCACAUUAGAUGGGAUUCCUGAAGUGGUGGAAACUCAGCAGGUUCCGGAGACAUAUGCCCACUCACCAGGAGCCUCAUCACCAGAACAACCUAAGAGAAAGAAAGGAAGAAAAACUAAACCACCACGACCGGAUUCCCCAGCUGCUACACCAAACAUAUCUGUGAAGAAGAAAAACAAAGAUGGGAAGGGGAACACAAUUUAUCUUUGGGAGUUUCUGUUGGCACUGCUCCAGGACAAAGCUACUUGUCCUAAGUAUAUCAAAUGGACCCAGCGAGAAAAAGGCAUAUUUAAGUUGGUGGAUUCUAAAGCGGUAUCCAGGUUGUGGGGGAAGCACAAAAACAAACCUGACAUGAAUUAUGAGACCAUGGGAAGAGCUCUCAGGUACUAUUACCAAAGGGGCAUCCUGGCAAAAGUAGAAGGUCAGCGCUUGGUGUAUCAGUUUAAAGAAAUGCCAAAAGAUCUUAUUUAUAUAGAUGAUGAGGAUCCAAGUUCCAGCAUGGAGUCUUCAGAUCCAUCACUAUCUUCUUCAACAACCACUUCAGUUAGGAACCAAGCAAGCCGAUCAAGGGUAUCUUCAAAUCCAGGGAUAAAAGGAGGAGCCACUACAGUUCUAAAACCAGGGAAUUCUAAAGCUACAAAACCCAAAGAUCCUGUGGAAGUUGCACAGCCAUCAGAAGUUCUGAGGACAGUGCAGCCCACACAGCCCCCAUAUCCUACCCAGCUCUUCCGGACUAUUCAUGUGGUACAGCCAGUACAAGCUGUUGCAGAAGGAGAUUCAACCAUAACCAGUAGCAUGCAGGAUGAGACAUUAAAUUCUUCCAUUCAGAGUAUUAGGACUAUACAGGCUCCAACCCAGGUUCCAGUGGUUGUGUCUCCUGGGAAUCAGCAUUUGCAUACAGUAACACUCCAGACCGUGCCAAUCACAACAGUUAUAGCCAGCACAGAUCCAUCAUCAGGUGCUGGAUCUCAGAAGUUUAUUUUACAAGCCAUUCCAUCAUCACAGCCCAUGACAGUACUGAAAGAAAAUGUCAUGUUACAGUCACAGAAGCCAGGAUCUCCUCCUUCGAUUGUCUUGAGCCCUGCCCAGGUACAGCAGGUUCUUACUAGCAAUGUUCAGUCAGUUUGCAAUGGAACCGUCAGUAUGGCUUCAUCUCCAUCUUUCAGUGCUACUACACCUGUGGUGACCUUUUCUCCUCGCAGUUCACAACUGGUUGCUCAUCCAUCUGGCACUGUAAUCACUUCUGUUUUCAAAACUCAAGAAACAAAAACUCUUAUACAGGAAGUAGAGAAAAAGGUUGAAGAUCAUUUGAAAGAAGACACUGAGAAAACUGAGCAACAACCACAGCCUUAUGUGAUGGUGGUGUCCAACUCCAACAGAUUUACCUCUCAGGUAGCUAUGAAACAAAACAAAUUGCUGGAACCCAACUCCUUUUAGUUAAUAUACCAAAGGAAUUGUGGAUAAUUGCUUUUUAAUGGAAUGUUUUCAGUUGUAUGUAAACUAUAUGAUUGAUUCUAAGAUAAUUCCUAACUUUGUAGUUAAUUGUUAAAAAUUUAGAGUUAAUUUUGACUUUGUUAGAUGAGAGAGGAAAACCUUAGUGUUACUCUUUGUUCUCUAAAUGUUACAGAAUUCAAUUGUGAAGGAACAGGUAUUUUAUACUAUGAAGACAUUCUUUUGAGAUUUUUUUCAGUUGCUAUUAAGUAUUUUAAAAAAGAUUUCUUUUUAAAUUUUACAUUGUAUUAGCUUUUUUGAUUCUUUUGUAAAUGCAGUACUUAAGUAGAAGGCAACAGGAAAUUUACAUAGGAACUAUCUUCAUUCCACUUGUAUAAGUUAAGUCUUGACUCUUUCAAAUGCAGUACACCUAUUUUAUACUUUCAUUAAAAUUAUGCUUUUAUUUAGACAGUUGGUUGCACUGUAUAUGAACUAUGAAUAUGUAAAAUAUAACAUUAAAAAUAGAAAUGUGCCCAUCAUAUAGUUGAACCUGUUUUCAGAAGCAGGAUAGUAUAAAAACAUCGCCUGUGAGUGGCUCCCCUACUAAAAAAUUAAAUAACCUUGGGCAAGCCACUAUAUCUUUUCGGGCCUCAAUUCUUUCAUAAAAGGAAGAGAUGCAUUGGAUUAGACUAGAUGAUCUCCAGCUUCCUUUCUAAUUCUAAGUUUUCUUAUUCUAAUUCCUGUAUUUUAAAAGUAUAUUGGUGAAAACAUUAUCAGCUUACUUCCUAAUAGCUAAAAUAUUGCAGGAAAAGUGGCUUUGCAAAUUUCAUUCUUCUAAUUAUCUGUAACAUCUGCUAUGCACCUGAAUUCUUCCUAAAUACUUUGUUCAUUAGCUCCUUAGGCCGCUGCACACUGUGGUCUAUUAGUAAACUUAUGUUGCUGAGUGUUAAAUGAUAUACUGCUGUUCUGAAAGAGUCAAGGCUCUUUCCUAAGGGCCCAGAAAGCAAUCAAGCAUUGGCUAAUCUGGCUGAGUAGUCAGUUGCUGUAAGAGCAUAAUUACUUUAUAUUUUGGAUCAUUUUUUUCUUGGGCAUAAGGGGGAAUUGCAUACAGAGAUAAUAUACAUAUAUACCCAAGUUUCUAAAAUGAAAAGACUUUUUAAGAUUACUUUUUCAGCUGUAAAUAAUGUACAUUUAAUUUCACAAGAAAAGUUGAUCUCUGCAAAUUUUCUAGUAUAGCAAAGAGAAAUAUUUGUAGAUGAAAAAUCAGGUUUAGAGGUCUAAUGUUUUAUGUUUUCAUAUUACAGAGUGAAUUUGUAUUUAAACAAAAAUUUAAAUUUUGGAAUCCUCUAAACAUUUUUGUAUCUUUUAAUUGGUUUAUUAUUAAAUAAAUCCUUUAAAAAUUCUGUGUUCUCAAGCAGAU
Molecule: messenger RNA, 4239 nt
Organism: Manis javanica (Malayan pangolin)
Lineage: Eukaryota; Metazoa; Chordata; Mammalia; Pholidota; Manidae
Source: RefSeq, a predicted model, not a curated record